AUGGUUUUGAGUUUGCAGGCCUUUAUGUCCGAUAUUAUUAAGGUUCGGCCAUUGCAUCUUCCCGAAGUGCGCCUUCUUCUCGAGCAGAAAAAUAUAGACGUGCUGUCGAUCUCAGAAUCUUGGCUGACACCGCGCCACUGUUCAUCGCUUUUCGAGUUGCCUGGUUACACUCUAGUGCGGAAUGACAGGAGCCUCAGAACGAACAAUUGGAGGCCGACACCGCAAAUAACGCGUCUGAAUGAAACUGAGUACAUGUUAUUGGAUUUACGGCCUGGAAGAGGGCGACGUAUGCUCUUUGCGUCUGUGUACAGGCGUCUGAAGGGUGAUGUUCUCACUGAUUUUUUUGGCACAAUCCAGGCUAGCUCGGGUCGCUUCUCAGAUAUUGUAAUAGCGGGUGACUUGAACUCCGAUAUGCUGGGAGACGAUUACUACGCGCGCCACCUGCGGCGGUUGAUUCUUGAGAAUUCGAUGUACCUCGCGCCUACAGGAGCAACGCACCAUUGUCCGUCGGCCGAUACUUGGAUCGAUGUGAUAGUAACAAAUUCAAGUGAAGUGGUGCGGUCUGUGGUGUCGUCUGAUGCUCCAUACAUCAACGGUCACGAUUAUUUGUACAUAGAUUACGCUUUGAGUGAGCCAUCGGUGAGGGUUUUGCCACGGAUUCGUGAGUUUCGACACUUCUCGGCUGAGGAUUUCUCGGCUGCGGUAUCGUCGGGGUUGGCAAGGGUCGAUGUGGAUGAUGGUGUGGACGUGGAUACAUUACUUGGGCACUUCCAGGAGGUAUUGAGGUCGUCUCUGGAUAUCCAUGCGCCACUGGUGGAGAGGAGGCAGCGUCGUAGGCCGGCGCCCUGGUUUAAUGCGGAAUUGCGUGAGCGUUGUAGGGCGCGUGAUCGUGUGUAUAUGAUUGCUCGCCGCACCGGUGAUCCUGGCUGUCUGCUGCGGUAUCGAGGUCUGAGGUCGGCCCUGAAGCGAGACAUAAGAGAGGCGCGAGAGGAGUAUCUGCGUCGUGCCUUGGAGGGUGCACGGGAGCCAUCCCAGCGAUGGAGUAUUCUCCGUAGAUUUGGAAUAGUUGGAGGCUCGCAGCGAUCACCAUUGCAUUUUAUUUCACCCGUGGUGCUGUCCCGGCACUUCUCGGCGAUGUCUUGUACUCACUUGCCGUGCACUGUGUGGGAGCUGGAGGGAAUCUUGGGUGAUGCUGGUGCCCGGCCUGACGGCUUCUCAUUGGCUCCGGUGUCGUUUGUGGGCGUGUCUCAGGCGAUGGCACAUUGCAUGGUUCGUUCACGGGGUAGAAGCUUGGAUGGGCUGUCCCUCUCAUAUUUUCGUGGCUCUUUUGCCGCAAUUGUGCCGUUCCUCACCGGCCUUAUCAAUCGCUCGUUUGAAUCUUGUAGGUAUCCUGCACCUUGGCGUCGGUCUGUGAUUGUGCCGCUCUCUAAGAUUGCGCAACCCAUUGGCCCUUCUGAUGUGCGUCCUGUUGCGAAUAUGGCGCAUUUUGCGAAGGUUCUGGACGUUCUUGUGUCGCGACAGGUGGUGGCUUACUUGGAGGGUCAGAGACUCCUUUCGCCCAUGCAAUCGGGUUUCCGGAGGGGCCAUAGCACGCAGUCAGCUUUACUUAAGUUGACGGAGGAUGUUCGCGUUGGGAUGGAGGCCGGAAAGGUCACGAUUUUGGUGCUGUUUGAUUUCAGGCGUGCAUUCGAUUCCAUCAGCCAUGUGGUCCUGCUAAAGGCUAUGAGCAGGAUGAACUUCUCUCCGGACGCUAUUAGGUGGUUCCACUCGUACUUGUCUGACCGAUCGCAGGCCGUUGUUGGGCUGGAUGGGGUGCAGACUGAUUUUCUGCCGUGUACGUCGGGUGUGCCUCAGGGCUCUUCUUUGGGACCAAUUUUGUUUUUAAUUGUAAUAGAUUCUAUUUUGGCGGUGCUGUCUCAUAGUACGGGAAUACUUUUUGCUGAUGAUUUGCAGGCGUAUAUGCAAUGCAGGCCUUCAGAGGUUGCUGGAGCUGUGGGUAGGUUCAAUGAGGAUAUCGGGAGGGUUGUAGCCUGGGCAUCUGAGUUUGGUCUUCAGCUCCAUUUUGGAAAGUUGCGUGCUAUGCUUCUGGCUACUUGUCAGAAUUUAAUGCGAAUUGACGUUGACGCCAUACCCCCUUUGCUGGCUGAUGGGAAGGUGAUUCCACUUGUUAGUUCGGUUAAGGACUUAGGGGUGACGUUGUCGAGUGACCUUUCAUGGAAUGCCCACGUUGCAGCAGUAUGCUCAAGGGUACAUGGUGUGUUGUAUCGUCUCCGGUAUCGGGGUGGCACUCUGUCAUCCCGACUUAGAGCUGCUCUUGCUGUGAGUCUUGUUAUUCCCCACUUCGAUUAUGCCUGCUUAGUCUACAUGGGUCUUUCAGGGUACCUGGCCACCAAGCUCGAUCGUCUGUCUAAUACUGUUGUUAGGUGGUUCCACUCGUACUUGUCUGACCGAUCGCAGGCCGUUGUUGGGCUGGAUGGGGUGCAGACUGAUUUCCUGCCGUGUACGUCGGGUGUGCCUCAGGGCUCUUCUUUGGGACCAAUUUUGUUUUUAAUUGUAAUAGAUUCUAUUUUUGCGGUGCUGUCUCAUAGUACGGGAAUACUUUUUGCUGAUGAUUUUCAGGCGUAUAUGCAAUGCAGGCCUUCAGAGGUUGCUGGAGCUGUGGGUAGGUUCAAUGAGGAUAUCGGGAGGGUUGUAGCCUGGGCAUCUGAGUUUGGUCUUCAGCUCCAUUUUGAAAAGUUACGUGCUAUGCUUCUGACUACUUGUCAGAAUUUAAUGCGAAUUGACGUUGACGCCAUACCCCCUUUGCUGGCUGAUGGGAAGGUGAUUCCACUUGUUAGUUCGGUUAAGGACUUGGUGGUGACGUUAUCGAGUGACCUUUCAUGGAAUGCCCACGUUGCAGCAAUAUGCUCAAAGGUACAUGGUGUGUUGUAUCGUCUCCGGUAUCGGGGUGGCACUCUGUCAUCCCGACUUAGAGCUGCUCUUGCUGUGAGUCUUGUUGUUCCCCACUUCGAUUAUGCCUGCUUAGUCUACAUGGGUCUUUCAGGGUACCUGGCCACCAAGCUCGAUCGUCUGUCUAAUACUGUUGUUAGGUCAGAGGUAAAUCGAUAUUGGUUCAGGGUACCAAGAAAAGUCAACUAG
Messenger RNA from Copidosoma floridanum, 3138 nucleotides. RefSeq lists its product as uncharacterized. The record is from RefSeq and is a predicted model, not a curated record. Lineage: Eukaryota; Metazoa; Arthropoda; Insecta; Hymenoptera; Encyrtidae.